AUGGAGUUUGAUGAUUUUUAUGAAACAGUUGGUGUAUUUGGUCUAUAUCAAAAGACUAAAUAUUUCUUAUUAUGUUUUACAAAUAUGCUUCCACCAGUUAUGGUCUAUGCCUGGACAUUCAUAGCUGCUACACCAUCAUUUCGUUGUCGAAUAUCAUCUGAUAAUUUAUAUUCAUUGAAUUCUACAAAUAAUCUUUUAACUUCAUUCAUUCCUACUCCAGAUCAAUGUUUUGCAUAUCAAAAAACAAUUUCUUUAAAAGAAUGUCAACGAUGCUUUCAAUUUGUAAACACUAAUAAUGAUGAUGGUACUAUUGGAGCAUUAAAUCCAUGUCGAAGUUAUAUUUUUGAUCAAACUUAUUAUCAAUCCACAUUGGUUGAAGAUUGGUCAAUGGUAUGCGAUCGAUUAUCAUUAAAAAGUACUGUUCAAGUUGUAUUCUUCGGUGGCUAUAUGGUUGGUUCACUUCUUUUUGGUAUUCUUGCAGACAAAUAUGGUCGACGACCUAUUAUGGGUGCUUCGUUUCUAUUAAUGUUUAUUGCUGGUAUUAUAUGUGCAUUAGCACCAGAAGAAUUAAUUGGUAAGGGAACAAGUUAUCCAGUUUUUGCACUUGGAAGAUUUUUACUUGCUUGUGCAACACGUGGUAUUGCUGUUACUGGUUUUGUUAUGGGUUCGGAAUUAGGCGGAGCGAAACAACGUCUAUUUUCUGGUAUUGUUAUAAAAUAUUUCUUUGCAUUUGGUGAAUUAUUAUUACUGGGUCUUGCUUUAACAAUUCGAACAUGGAGAACAUUAAAUGCAGUACUUGCUGUUGUUCCUGUACCUUUUAUCUUUUUUUACUUUAUUUUACCUGAAAGUCCUCGUUGGCUUAUUUCUGAACAACGUUAUGAUGAAGCUGAAUUACUUUUUCAUCGAAUUGCUGAUAGAAAUAAAAAGAAUUUUGAUCCAGCACUUUAUAAACAAUUUGUUAAUGACGAUAAAAAGAGAGUUGCGGCUACUAAAGGUCAAAAUAAUGGAUUUAAAGCAAUAUUUCGUUCGAAAGUAAUGGCUAUCAUUGCAUUAAAUAUGUCUUAUCAAUGGUUUGUACAAAAUCUUGUUUUUUAUGGUAUAUCACAAAAUACGGGCGCAUGGUUACAAAAUCCUUAUAUCUCAUUUGGAGCUAGUGCUGUUGUUGAAAUAGUAGCAUAUAUUGUCGUACAUCUUGUUCUUGAUCGAUGGGGCCGGAAAUUACCAUACUGUUUAUUUGUUAUAGCACUUGCAUUUGUUGCAUUACUUGUUGUACCUAUUCAAAUGUUAUUACCAAAAGAAAGCAGAAGUCAAUAUGUUCUUAUGUUUAUGGUGAAUAUUGCCCUGAAAUUUCUUGCUUCAGGUUCAUAUGUAAUUAUUUAUAUAUAUGCAAAUGAAACAUUUCCAACACAUGGUCGAAAUACAGGAAUGGGUGUAUGUUCAAUGAUUUCUCGUCUUGGUGCAAUUAUUGGAACAUUUUCUAAUGAUCAUCUGACUCGAGCAUGGCCACAUACUCCAAUAGUUGUCUAUGGAGCAACGUCUGUAGUUGCUAUGUUACUUGCUACAAUCUUUCCUGAAACAUUAAAUAAACCAUUACCACAAACAAUUACAGAUGUUGAAAGAAUGGGACUUGCUUGAAAUAAAACACAAACAACAACAUCAUACAACAUGAGUGAUUCAGGAUCAGGUCGCAAUACUCCAGUAGGUGUUCCACCGAAAGAUGAACCAAAAACGUGUACAACUUAUUCAAAAUCAGUAAGUUUAUAA
This is a messenger RNA of Adineta steineri, 1764 nucleotides long. NCBI's taxonomy places the organism in Eukaryota, Metazoa, Rotifera, Eurotatoria, Adinetida, Adinetidae. The record is from the annotation of a GenBank genome assembly.